AUGUCGGACGGAAUCGCUCCAGCUAUAGACAAAGUCGGCGCACCUGAACCCACGGCCCCCGAGGCCGAGGCCGGCGCUCCCACUUUGGACACCGCGACAGCUCCUUCGGAGCCCACCAAGCCGGAAGAAUCCAAGCCAACUGAGGGAGCCGGUGGUCUCAGCGCCCCGCCGAAGCCCGUCGAGGUUGCGUCGGUGCCAGAGACACCCGUCAACAACAUGACACCGGCAGGCGGCACUCCACGACCCGUGCUCAACCUCGAAGAAGAACCAAAGGAAACGCCAAAGAACGAGGACGAGAAUGCGUUCAUCACUGAUGCUCCAACAUCGGCGCCCGCUGUCUCCGCCCCAAAGGAUGUCCCUAUGACUGACAAUGCUGCCGACGACAAGCCAGCGGGCAUCAACGGUGCCAGUAAGCCUGAGGUCAACGAUGUCGCCGAAGUGGCUGCAGGCGAAAAGCGUAAGGCUGAGGAGCCUCCAGCCGCUACCAACGGCGCAUCCGACCCCGUUGCAGCAGAGAAGUCGGAGUCGGAGGAGCGUGCCGAGAAGAAGGCUCGCGUUGAAGACGCCGCAGAUGAGCCGAACACCACUGAGAAUACUUCGCCAAACGGUAAGCACGAAAAUGGGAAAGCUGCGAAGAAGGACAAGAAGGUCACCCCAGUUGCUGGGAAGACGGCACGCAAGACGCGAAGUCAAGGACCUGUUGAGGUUUAG
Fusarium tjaetaba is the source of this 711-nucleotide messenger RNA. RefSeq lists its product as uncharacterized. The transcript has 2 exons. Bases 1 to 711 code for a protein of 236 amino acids. The record is from RefSeq and is a predicted model, not a curated record. Lineage: Eukaryota; Fungi; Ascomycota; Sordariomycetes; Hypocreales; Nectriaceae.